Molecule: messenger RNA, 4854 nt
Organism: Closterium sp. NIES-67
Lineage: Eukaryota; Viridiplantae; Streptophyta; Zygnematophyceae; Desmidiales; Closteriaceae
Source: the annotation of a GenBank genome assembly
CUAACCUCUUUCAAAACUCACGCACCUUACUCAAUCGUGAUAAAGUGAACGCUUAUCACAUGCUAGUUUCGUAUUGAGCACUAGCUAGAAGUCUGAAGAUCCAGCGUUCGCUGUCUGUCCCUUCACUCUCUUGGCUGGAACCACGCGAGAAAUGCCUUCCCAUUGUGAUGGUAGAAGAUCAGCCAUUUUUAGGCAUUGGCCGCGCGAGCAACGACAUGUGGUGCAACGCCGACGAGUCGUAUAACUGUACGCACCAGCGUUGAAAGGGGGGAGGAGUUAUGGCGGAUUUGUUGAGAACCUUCCCUCAGGGGGGGAGACCAGAUUCGUCAGCAGAUGCCGCAUUAUUACCAACGCAACCUACCAUCAAUUCUACGGCAGAAUUUUCUGCGAAAGAAGCAGGAUCGUCUGCUGGCUCGAUCUCUACAAUCCCCUCCGCGCCAGAAUCAUGCAAAGUGGCAUCCACAGCAGCAUCAGAAUCGUUAGAAGUAUCGGCAUUAUCUAGGGCCGAGUUGGACCAUUCUCCCGCGCACGAAAUCCCACAGCCUCACAUCGCGCCGCAGGGAACCAGCACCGCCGUCGCUCCAGCCCCGGCGAUCCGACGGCCAGGAUACUUCGCUACAAGAUCAGAACUCGGUAUAAGCUCAGACCUCGGUAUAAUCUCGGAGUUAGGCCCAGACGGCUACAGUACUCUUUCAGCUGCGAAAUCCCCUCCAGGAUGGGCUGCAGGGAGCGGUGGAAACCCUAUCACCAGCAUGCAGGCAGCGCCUGGCAAAAACCCAUUCGGUACAGUCACAUCCGCAGGCGCUGCUGCAGCAGUGGCUGCGUUACAAGCACGCAGGCACUGGCUGGCCAGGCUGCAGGAAGGGUUACCCCAGGCGGCAAUAGUGGUGCUCCGAGUGCUGGUGCUGGUGGCUGCUGCGUGGAGUGCCUGUGCUGUAGUGUUCUUCUCCUUCGUUAUAAUGCCAUGGGUCAUGCUGCAUAUCACCAGUGGCUCCCACCCACAUUUCCGCGCCCUCCUUUUUAAUCACACCUCGGUAGAUUCAGCAUCUGCUACGAGAGGCCUAGGCGGAAUCGGAGGAGAGAAGGGAGGAGAUGGAGAGGGAGGGAUAUCCGUUAUAUGCGGCAGAAGACUGUCCCUUCAUUAGUAGAACAUUCAAUUGCCUGGAGAAUGGCCGGACGGACUUUGACUACCUCCACUUCGCAUGGCGGGAGAGCGAGUGCACCCAGCCAUUCAUCCGUUUCCGAGCAGAUCGGUUCUUUGAGGCCUUCCAGAACCGUCGGAUCGUGUUCGUGGGAGACUCUAUACUUCUGUCGAUGUUCCAGUCGCUCCUCUGCCUUCUCUCCGUGGGCCCCUCGCUCCCACCCAAUCACAGCCUGCCAACAGAGCGCCUCAACCGCACCUUCCCCUCCCUCCUGCAUCCUCCUUCGUCGCCUUCUUCCCAUCUCUCCUCCUCUUCCUCCUCCUUACCUUUAUCGUCUCCCCACUCCUCCGCUUCCCCCUCCUCCUCUACCACUUCUUCCACUCCUCCCUCUUCCUCCUCCUCCUCCUCGCCCUCUUCCUCCCUCGCAGACUCUAAGUUCCCCUCCCCCGCACCUUUGAUCUUCCAGUACACGUUCCCCCAUGCCAACACGAGCCUUGAUUUCUUCCAUUCUGACUUCCUGACCGUCCUUGAAGCCGCCCCUUCACACACGCCUGAUCCAGAUAUACCUGAUUCAUUAAUAUCAGAGUUUCAGUCCAAGAGCGCCAAUGACAGCAGUACGGACACCAGGAGCAUUGUCACUAAGUCUGGUAGCAACGCCAGCAUAGGCAGCGGCAGCAUAGGCAACGGCAGUAGUCUUUCCACGAGUAUUUCUGGAACCAGCCAGGAGCCAGGUUCCGAUGGGUCGGAUGCGGUAAAACCAGGUUCGGGCAGGUCCAGCUCUCUGCAGUCAGGCUCAGAGGGGUUGGGAAUGGUGAGAGUGGUGCGGUUGGAUGCAUGGGCGGCGUAUGUAGUGGCAGCACAGCCGCAUGUGCUGGUGAUACACACGGGAGGGGGGUGGGUGGGGCUGCAGCGGCGGUGGCUGGAGCCCAGGGUCCAUCCACAGACUUCUCAAAACAAGGUGAAUGUUGAAGGUGAAGCUGCUGAAAGCAUGGCACCCGUGGAAGCGCCUUCAGGUGGAGCAGGAGUUAAGGGAGUGAUGGAUGAGGGGACAUGGGGCGGUGGGAAAAGCAAAGGGAAUGAUGGGACGAAAGUGGGAGGUGAUAAAACUGGUGCGCGGAAAAGAGGAGCGACAGGAAGCCAGGCGGGCAGUGGGAUGAAGAAAGAAGGGGGAAAGGGUGAGACAAGGGGUGAUAAGGUGACGGAGCGAAGGGGAACUGUAGCGGCGGUUGGAAAGGCGGGUGAAGGAAUGGGGAAGAAUGGAGGAGGGCAGGUGGUUAACGCGUCCAAGGAGAACACGUGGAAAGGGCAGAAGAUGGUGAAAGGGGCGAAGGCGAAAGGGGCGAAGGCCGGGGGACAAGAGAAGAAGGACGAGAAGAAUCGGAGGGAGAAGUCAUCCGGUGGAGGGAGAAGAGGGGAGAAGGGAAGAGGAGGAAAGAAGCAAGGGGGAGAGGGAAAAAUGAAGCCAGGUGAAGGGAAAAGGGGAGGGGUUGAAGGAGGGGUUCAGGGAGGGGUUGAAGGCAGAGUGAAGGAGGGAUCUGGUGAUAGUAAUGGUGGAGACUCUAACACGCACAAGAGCAGUGAGUCUCAGCCCGAUUCGCUAGAAGGGGGUGAGACCUUGCGAUUGGGUGAUUUUGGCGACGAUGACAUUCUACAGAGUGACAGUAUCGGGAGUGGCAGUGUAGAGAGCGAUGGGGUGACAGCUGACGGUACGGCAAGCAGCGGCAUGGGCAGCAACAUUACUGAAUCUCAGAGCAAUAUUAGAGCGUCUCACUCGCUGACCGAUGGUGACUUGCAGACCCAAUUCAGCAGCAGCAGCAGCAGCAGCAGCAGCAGCAGCAGCAGCAGCAGCAGCAGCAGCAGCAGCAGCAGCAGCAGCAGCAGCAGGAGCAGCAGCAGGAGCAACGAAGACAGAAGCCCUCACGUGUCAGGCAACGGUGACAGCACCAGCAACAAUGGGAUUACUAAUGGCAGGUUUAGUAACAGCAGUGUCCGUGGCGGCAGUAUCUGGAACACAGAUAGUUUUAGCAUCAAUCCUAUUAGCAUUGCCCGUAGGGGCAGCAGGGGCAGCGGCAAGGGGGGGAAGAGGAGAGGGAGAAGUGGGAGGAGGGGCAAGUGGAUGUGGCGACGGCUGCUGAGCCGUGGCGAAGGGCCAGUGGUUGUGGCUGAAGACACGGAGAGCAUGCUGAAAGAAGAGGUUGACGGUGCCUCGUUCCAUUCACAGGCGCCUCAGACUCUGAGGCGUUUGGAAUCGCCUCCAGAUCCAGGUGGUGUGAAGGCUCGUGAGAGCAUGGAUGGUGAGGGUGAGGGUAACGGUGGCCUUCUUGUGGGUGAGUUGGUGGGUGAGUCGGUCGGUGAGUUGGUGGGUGAGUCUAUGUUACGGGGUGGUGAGUUGAGAAGCGAGGAGGGGCAGGAGGAGGAGGAGCAGGGCAGUGGCCUUGUGGCGAAUGAUGAUGGCGUCUUUGGUGAGGCUAUUGGUGCAGCCAAUGCGUCGCUCACCCAGGAUGGGAUUUCUGAGGAGGAUGGCACUGCAGGUGUGAAAGAGGUUGGUUUGGGGGAGGAGGAGCAGAAGGAGCAGGACUGGGGUAGUGACCUUGUGGCGAAUGAUAGUGACGGUGCCUUUGGCGAGGCUAUCCGUGCAGCCAAUGCGUCACUUACUCAAGAUGGCAGUUUUGAGGAGGAAGGCACUGCGGCUGCGAAAAAGGAUGGACUGUGGGAGCAGGAGGAGCAGCGGGGCAGUGUCCUUGUGUUGAAUGAUGGUGACAGUGUGUUUGGCGAGGCUACACGGGGAGCGAAUGCAUCGCUUGACCAAGAUAGCAUGUUUGAAGAAUAUAGCCUUGCAGCUGUGAAAGCGGAUGAACUGCCAGAGGAGGAAACCCUACUUCAAGCUGAUGCUGGUAGAGAGAACAAGGAGGAUGCUAAUAAAGAGGAUGCUAACAAGGAGGAUGAUUUACUGGACCAGGCUAGUGUGCUUUCACCUGAUCUGCUUGACACGAAUGAGUUUCUUGACCCCGUGUCAGCAUUCACCAAGACCCUUCAAAUGCUCCACCACUUCCUCUCCACCCAACCCACCGCCGAAUCCAUCCCGACUUUUUUCCUUGGGCUUCCCCGAGAACAUUAUUUUCGGGCAGCCCAGGACAACAGCAGCUCGCUAUGUCCGCCCGACGACUCCACAUGUCUAGAAUCAGGGCGGUGCAGUGAGUUUUCGAGACCUAGGGAGUGGUUGGAGGAGGGGGGCGAGGAGCAGGCGCAUCAGCAGCGGUGGCAGCGGUGGCGGUGGCGACAAGAGAGGGAGAGGAGGGAGAGGAAGAAAGAGUGGGUGCAGUCAAGUGUGGGGCAGAUAGAGGGGGUGGUUGAGAGGGAGAUAGGGAGGGGGAACAGGGUUGUGCUGCUACGAGCAGGAGGGGUCACUGAUGCUCGUGCUGAUGCCCAUAUUGGCGCUUCCCUCCCUACUGAACUGCUUACAGAGAAUAGGGCAGGAGGGGACACUGGGAGUGGUUACUCUGAUACCAAGAGGGAGGUGAGGGAAGACUGCAGUCACUUCUGUGUGCCUGGGGUGCCGGAUACGUGGAAUGAGAUGCUCCUCGCUGCCCUAAGGCUACAAGGGAUGAUGGCAUGACAAAGAAAUUGUACCUGCUAGAGGAAAUGCCUAACAAUGUUGCCUUAACCCGGUUUUGUCCAAAUGCCGAAGCAAUAACAGGCUUGACAAAUUCGA